UAUUUAAAAAUAUAUAUGUAUAUAUUUACAUAAUUGUCUAAUUGUCACGUCGCACGUACGUGAUGUAUAUGUCGUUAUCCCGACGAUGGGAAACACCGAUCAAUUCUCCGUUAAAACUUCCAUCCUUCCGAUGUUCUAAUGUUCCGAUUUACGUCAUUUCCAUGUCGCGAUACGAGAGAUACGUACAUAGUUUGAGAUAUUACAGUCGCAUCGCGAUGGAAGGACGAAGGUAUAGUAAAGGUACCAGAUCGCACAUCACGUGCGUUGUAUGUUACUAGCAUUAUCGUUGCGCUCGUGUUUUGUUCGCAACUCUGUGUCUUUUGUUUAUGUUUAAUGUCAUUUACGACUAUGCGGCCGACUACGCGUGUCGUUACGAACGAUUUCGUAAAAUCGCGGGAGACCACGCAGCGUGCAGACCACGUUGGAUUCAUAUUUUUAUAUGAGAGACGAGAGACUAGACACUGUUGCCGAAUUUACUCUCGCGACGGCUCGUCCAUCUAAAGUAGGCUGUGACAGUAACGAUGUUCUUAAAUUUGAAAAAUUUAACGUAUCGCUUGUAUCGCGUUGGGCGAUUUUUUCGUUGAAAAUCAUAAAAGUUAUAAAGUAACUUCGAGUUUAAACGUUUGAGAGAACGUCCGUACUCGCAGGUGAUUGGUCAACGAACUUGACCAACUUGACCGAAAUAUAUAUUUGCAAAAUGUCAAUGCGGAGAACUGUCAAAAUUUAGAAAAUGACAGUAUUUUGGGAAGACGAAUUUGCGUCUAGUUCGAAAGAAUAAUCAAUCGUUGUUAUCGAGAGAUAAAGAUUAGAAAGAUCAAGAUCUUGAGCGAGACGAAUAUUAUCGUUGUUUACUCUCCAGUAUUAAAAAUACGUACGGACAGGCGUAUAACCUCAAAGUGCGUUACAAGUUUCAACGUUAAUUCAAAAUCUCGUCGCGUAACGAUAACGUUGGCGUAACGAGAUCGUUUUAUUCUUUUAAUGACAUUACUCGUGCAAUAUUAUGAAAGUGUAUAAUGGAGGUGUCAGAGGCGAGAAAUCUCGUUAGAGAUUUGGAUUUAACCCUACAACCUCGUAUCUUUCCACGAUAUAAAACUUGGCUUCCCCUUGCUACACAACAGUUGAGACUUAGGAAUCUUAUACAAAUAAUAGGAUGCAAUCUGAAAACAAAUACGAAUAAUGAACUUUGUUGGUUUUAUUAUACGUUGCAUAGAACAAGUAUGUCUUCUCCUAUAUAUACGAGCGAGGCAAUCGACAAUGUAAACCCAAGAUGGUCGAGUUUAGAAGUACCGAUCAUAUAUGCUACCAGUUAUUCUACUGCCAAUGAAGUCAUUGUAAGAUUGUGGAAAAGGAUGACGACCGUCGAUAAUAACGUAACGACUGAUUCCACCGUAUUCACGUGGGGCGUAUCUUUCACUGGCUUGGCAUAUAUCGGUCCGAAAUUACCAAAUAAUUUGGAAACCAUUUUGAAAGAAAAUUCUUUAAUUUUUCAAUUUCACGGUGGAUAUUUUACUCCGAUGUACUGCUUCGUCGAAAUUCCCGAGUUAAAAAGGUAUCUACGUAUAAAAGUGAACGCGUGCGAGAUAAGAGACAGUUACACAGUGAGUAAGCUUAGCAGCUUGAGAAAUAAAAUGCAAGCGUUGAAACAGCAGACAGAAUCGGUACAGACACUUCGGAUGCAAAUUGCUUCCGGGGAUAACUUUCGUACGUCGAAGUAUUCACAGUCCUCGUUGAACAGAUUGUUUCAACCUCGUAAGGUGAACAGGGAGAAGAAGGCAGAGAUAUUAAAGAUACGCAAAGAGUUGGAGGUAGCAAAGUUUAGAACAAAAUUGUUGGAACAAGAAAGGGCGAGGAAAAUGGGAGAACUGAGAGUGUUGAAUCAGUUACAUUCCAACAUUAUGGAGGAAAAUCAAGAUUAUGGUAUCGAUUAUUGUUACGUAAUAUUAUUCGUGAUGUACGUACGUCGUAUAUACGUAUAUUGCAUUUUCGACGCGUUUGUUGUUCAAUUAGGUUCCACCUUGAUGGAAAGGUACAGAGAACUGAACAAAGACAUUGAGAGAUUACACGAAUGGCGCCAAAAUCAAAUAGAUACGAGAGAAACGUACAUUCAGUUGAGCAGUCAACUUGCUCAUAGAAGAAAACAAUUGAUUUCGGAAUUGAGCUUGAUAUAUCCUAUUUCUCAAGGUGGAAAUGGAAAAUUUAGAAUACACGAUGUUCAUUUACCAGAUAGCGAAGAUUUAGAAUUGUCGAACGACACUGUAGUUGCUGUGGCAUUGGGAUUCGUUGCACAUACCACGCAAAUGAUUGCCAAUUUUCUCAACAUACCUACUAGAUAUCCCAUCGUACACUACGGGUCGCGUAGCAAAAUUAUAGAUCAUAUUACAGAAAAUUUACCCGACAACGAAAGACAAUUUCCUCUGUUUGCCCGAAGUAAAGACAAACUACAGUUCCGUUAUGCUGUUUACUUGCUAAAUAAAAAUAUAGCUCAAUUAAGGUGGUACUGCGGCCUUCCAACGACAGACUUGAGAGCGACACUUCCAAAUCUUGCCACUUUGAUAAAUAUUAAACCAAGUCAAUCUCACUUGGACAAUUCGAAACGGACGUAUUCCACUUCGUCUUUAGACAUCGAAGUUGGAAAUGGCGGUAAACAAAGUAGUAUAACGCCACCGAUACGAAAAAUAAUUUUUGAAAAAUGUCACCGAUCUUCGCGAUCCAUGUGCCAACUGAAAAGUAUAAAAUCUUCUCUUGGCUCUUCUUUGGACCAAGGUUUGGACAAACCCGUGCAAUCCCUCGUUUUAGGUAGUCGAUCGAAACGAAUUUGUAAGUCGGAGGAAAGUGCCAUAGACGACAACAAGACGUUGGUACUGGUGAAAGAUCGAUCGAGCAAUAGUAGCAAUGAAACUUUAAACAAUGCUAUAUUGAACGAUAUAACGAACAUCGAAGACACUUCUCGAACGAAUAACGACGAAAGUGCGUUGGAAAAUAACAUUGAGAUCACGAUACCGACUUCGGUGUCAAAGUCGACCAACGUUACGGAUAGUUUCGAAGGUUCUGCGAGUACGAGAGAUCGAAGCUCAAAUUCCAUAAGUAGCUGCGAAAUGGCACUUGCCAGCAGUCAAAACGGGGAUGACGUUUCAAGCGAUGUGAAUAACGUAGUUAAAAUAGAUGAAACCGUAGAACCUAUUUCGUUUGUCAAUGAUAUUUUGAUAAAUAUCAGUGAUGUGGAUGAUGUGAACGAUACUUUUUUAAAGAAUGGAAGGCACGAUAGGGAAGAUCGCAAUGAUGUAGAAGAAGAUAAAGCUCCGGAAGAUGGUGAUAAACCACGGCAAUUGGCACCUAACGACAAAAGUUUUAGCGACCACGAAUAUACCUCGAUCGCGACAGAACCGUCGAUGUGUAGUAAAGAACAUUUUACCAAAUCCUGUUUGUCUUUGGACGACAUAAUAUCUUUCGCUUACGAAGAAACUGAAAAGAAACAAAGGACGAAUUCUAUUUGUAGUUACCCGGAAGAAUAUCUUUCAUCCAAGUAUCUUACACCGCGGAAACGAUAUAAUUCUGAAUCGAACUGGGAACAGGAGAAUUGAUAGAAACAGCACAGAAAUCGGAUUGUUAUUCGUACGACGAAACGAGCCAACGUGACUUUCAAACAUCGAGCGAAUACAUAGAUAUUAUUAAACGUAGUUCCGAAAAUGUAUAUGCACGCACCGAAGCUUUAGCUAGUAAGAAAACUAGUUUUAAAGUUAUGAAACGACUGUAGUAUUUGUUUGCUUGCUAAAAUCGAACAAAGUACUCGUCGUUGUUGCAACAGUAUAUUAAUAUCCGAACGCAGCACCAGAUCCAAAAAAUGUUCACCGCGUGUUUGUACGUAGAAGAGAUUAGAUCGAUAUGAACGUUAUUGCUAAAAACGUGAAAAUGAAAAAUGA
Heterotrigona itama is the source of this 3920-nucleotide messenger RNA. NCBI's taxonomy places the organism in Eukaryota, Metazoa, Arthropoda, Insecta, Hymenoptera, Apidae. The record is from the annotation of a GenBank genome assembly.